AUGGCCGACGCUGCACCUCGUGGACGUGGUGGAUUUGGACGUGGACGCGGCGGUGACCGUGGCCGUGGUGGACGUCGUGGCCCUCGCCGUGGUGGCCGCAAGGAUGAUGACAAGGAGUGGGUCCCCGUCACCAAGCUGGGCCGUCUAGUCAAGGACGGAAAGAUCAAGUCGAUGGAAGAAAUCUACCUGUUCUCUCUGCCCAUCAAGGAGUACCAAAUUGUCGACUUCUUCCUCCCUACCCUCAAGGAUGAAGUCAUGAAGAUCAUGCCCGUCCAAAAGCAAACUCGUGCUGGUCAGCGCACCCGUUUCAAGGCAUUCGUUGCCAUUGGAGACUUUGACGGUCACGUUGGCCUCGGUGUCAAGUGCGCAAAGGAAGUCGCAACUGCCAUUCGCGGCGCUAUCAUUGCUGCCAAGCUUUCCGUUGUUCCCGUCCGACGAGGCUACUGGGGUGCCAGCCUCGGUGACCCCCAUACUGUGCCUUCCAAGGUCAGCGGAAAGGUAGGCUCAGUCAUGUGCCGACUUAUCCCCGCUCCCCGUGGUACUGGUAUCGUUGCUGCGCCUGCGUCCAAGCGCCUGCUUCAGCUUGCCGGUGUUCAGGAUGUCUACACUCAGGCCAAGGGAAGCACCGCGACCAUGGGUAACUUCUUGAAGGCGACUUUCGUUGCGAUUUCCACCACCUACCGCUUCGUUACUCCUGAUCUCUGGAGGCAAAUCCCUCUCUCCAAAACUCCCUACGAAGAAUUCUCCGGUCAUCUUGCUCUCGCCGGCAAGAAGUCCGCAUUGUACUAG
This is a messenger RNA of Rhizoctonia solani, 789 nucleotides long. Its product is annotated as ribosomal protein S5, N-terminal domain. Bases 1 to 789 code for a protein of 262 amino acids. Gene Ontology annotation, molecular function: structural constituent of ribosome; RNA binding. Lineage: Eukaryota; Fungi; Basidiomycota; Agaricomycetes; Cantharellales; Ceratobasidiaceae. Gene Ontology annotation, cellular component: ribosome; cytosolic small ribosomal subunit. The record is from RefSeq and is a predicted model, not a curated record. The transcript is spliced from 3 exons. Gene Ontology annotation, biological process: translation.